This is a messenger RNA of Trichosporon asahii var. asahii CBS 2479, 3405 nucleotides long. RefSeq lists its product as uncharacterized. Gene Ontology annotation, biological process: transmembrane transport. Gene Ontology annotation, molecular function: transmembrane transporter activity. The transcript is spliced from 2 exons. The record is from RefSeq and is a predicted model, not a curated record. Lineage: Eukaryota; Fungi; Basidiomycota; Tremellomycetes; Trichosporonales; Trichosporonaceae. The coding region runs from base 1 to 3405 and encodes 1134 amino acids.
AUGGGAGACAACCUCGUCGAUUUCCCGCCAGCGCGGCAGGGAACGCUUCCUAUCAUUGAUCCCCGAAACCCUCGACCAGAAGAUGAGGUGCAAGCAUUUAUGCUCGACAAUGAGACUCGAGACAUCUUCUACAGCUGGUGGACGUGCUUCCGAUGGGCGCUGGAUCACCUGCGCUAUAACUCGCGCUCCGACUUUCUCGUUCUCGCACACCCCCAGACAGAGCCCACCGCCGGUACGAUCCCCGCGCACGUCUUCCCCGUCUCUGUACCCGAUCUCUAUGAUGAGCGCGUACACUAUGAGUUCUUACAUGGUCUGAAAGACAUCAUAGCAGGCGAGAACUGGAUGCGCGAGUACUUCCGAAGGUCGCAUCGAUUACUACGCAAGAGUGCGUGCCAUGACCCCGCCACGCUUUGGGAUUUCAAAGAACUCAAGUACCUAUAUCUCAUGUUCGCACUGGACGGCGGGGAGCUGAGGCUGACGAACAGAAUCUGGCUGAACUGUGCCGCAAAUGCCUUUCAGCACAGCAUCCUUUGGAACGGUCGCGUCUCGCCUUCUGCGACGUUAUCCAACGGUGACGAGGCUCGGAAUUCUGCGUAUAUCAUCGCAGAUCUGGUCACAGUGUGCGCUGCGUUUGCGACUGCGUGGUCGCUGGAAUUCCAGACGCGUGCUGUGGCGGUUUUUUUCUCCGUCUUCUUCUCGACCAUUGGCUUGGGCCUCUUCGCAGUGCCUCGAACAGUGGCCGUGCGGAGUGCAGGGCAAGUCUUCUACGGGAUGGGGUUCACAGGGCUCCGACUCUUGAUUGACGUGCUCAUUGCCGACACCCUCGACAUCCGAUACCGAGCACUGGGGUACGCCUUCGCAACGUCUCCUUGGGCGAUCACUGCGUUUCUAGUCCCAGAGAUGCGUAGGACUCUGUCACUUUCCCAGUUGCGGACGGCGAUCGCCGUGUUUGCUGGGAUUAUGCCCGCGCUUGGGCUGAUUUUAGUCGGCUUCUUGCAUUGCUACCGACGAAGGGCUGCUGAUUUCGACUUUCUCGGGGGAUCUGAGCGGCUCGCCAAUGCUGCUAAGGCAUUCUUCGGCCGGGCGAACACCCUGCGAAUCCCAAACCCCCCUAGGGAACCAAUCUCCUUUCGUGUCAUUUGGCCCGUGGUGAAAAAUUUAAAACCCGGUACGACAUAUUUUGUCGUCACAACGUUACUAGUUGUCUUUGUCGUGUUAUGGCUGGUCCAGGUCAGUGUUGUUUCGUGGACCGUCGCCAUUCCAGUCGUCGUCCUGUUCUUCGGCAUUCUCGCCUUCCUAAUAGCUCUGAAGAAUGAGAAGUUUAGACGUACAUUAACGUCGUUUCUAUCUCCGGACUCGAAAGCUCCCGAAGUCCGAAAGUUCCUCCCUCGCUCUAUAGGAAAUUUCCUCGCAAGGAAGAUCACGGCAAAAGAGGCCGACGAUGGUACCGGUGACAGCAUCCUGACGCCAUUGCGGAGCAGGAACAUGCUUGCGAUCUGCGCUAUGGCCGUCAUCUGGAAGUUCGCCCACUCGUGUUGGAGUACUCAUCUCCACCCUUUCCAUCAGAUGGCCUAUGAGCUGUCCAAGACAACAUCCUAUCACUUACUUUCCAUGGCCACCGCGGCGGAAGCGGUAUCAAGGGUAGUAGCAGGAGUAAUAGUCUGGCGGACAGGCCACUUCAAGUACGUCAUCGUGCUGGGCUGCUUCUCCUACCUCCUGGGUCUGUUGUUCCUCAUUGCCGCGCAGCGGAUUGGUCACUCCUUUUCCCUCCUGAUAGUAGCAGAAGCAGUGAUGGCGAUGUCUCGCUCUUCGUUUGAUGGAGUCAAAGAGGUGGCCUUGCUUCAUUCCGCACAUCUUGAUCAUACGGCCAUGUUGCUCGCCAUGCUGAGUGUAUGCGACAAAUUGGGUGGGAUGAUUGGAGCCACGAUUGCGGACGGGGUAUGGGCUGCCGCGCUUCCUCAAGCUCCAAAAAACUAUUUAUCUGGGGAGGCCAUUCUUGGCGCGAAAAGGGUACACCCUCUUCUUCAAGACCACCUCAGCCUCGUCUCGGAGAGCACGGCGCGAUUAGCCAUCCAAAAUGUCUACGACGAUACCCAGAUAAAGACCCUCAUUGGAAGCAGCAUUGCCAUGAUCUUCGCUCUCUGCUGCGCCCUCUUGAUGGACGACGUUUCUGUGUUCCCGUCGGGAUCGAUGCCAAGGCUGAAAGUGCCCGAAUCAUGGAAGAGGGGAUGGGACACUCUGCAUGGGCAGCGACCGCCUUUGGCCGUUGCCACUCGCCCGGAUAUGUCCCCGCUUUUCAACGGCCUCGAUCGCAUGGUGAAAGAACAAGUUCAACAGCUAGAUACGCUGUGGCUCCGGAUUUCCGAGAUUGUGGGGAGCCCUAGGGGCUGUCCACAGCACGUGGCCGACGACCUCCUUGAACGGUUCCGUGAUAUUGUGGCGUAUAUGUGGGCCAUAGAUCGCAUCGUAUCAAGAUUAAAGAAGACAAUCACGUCACAAUGGGAAGAUCCGCGCUUCCCAGAGCCAGCAGCAGCGGCCGUGGGGGACCAAGAGCUAUCAGCCAUCGUGCCGCAGGACCUCUCAGUCACUGGAGGCAUCGUGUCGUGCCGCAGGAUCCCCAUCGUGCCGCAGGACCCCUCAGCCACUGGAGAUACGACUGAACUACCCUUGUCCCGAAAAGCUCCACACCAAUGCACGGGCUGUGCGAUGCACCACAGACGUCCGGUGGCCGACUAUGUACAUGUCCACCAUCGGAAAGACGGUAUAUGUGCCACGGCUUCGUUUUGGGGUGAUAAUCGUUCUUACCUGAGCUUUACCAAGCCUUCACGUGAGAUUAGCCACCCUGUCAUCUCCCCAGUUACCCUCCGCAAGCACGCUGCCCUAUUCAGUGCUAUACAAGAAGGAAUCACGACCGCCUUCGCCAAAGUCCUCGUUCCCCCUCCCGCAAGCCUUGCCCAUCGCCCCGGGGUCUCGGAGACAUUUAGGAUCAUUGCAGUCCAGAGACUACCUAUGGAGCGCCACUUAGGCAGACAGUUCACGGAACAGCCCCCUUGGCGCGGCGCUGGCGCAGAUCUGGCAUUCGGACAUCUUGCGUGCGACCACUCCCAUCUGGAAACAGACUCCUGGGUGCAUGUUCACCUCCCCGCGUACGGGUUAUGCUGGACGUUCGAUUGGGAGCCUGAAUAUCGCCGCCCCGUCUCGUCCCGUGUCGGUCCCGGCUCGGUAUGGGAACGUCACAACCUGCGGCCUCAGAGAGAACUCCGGCUCCGUACAGCCCUGGAAAGAUGGAUACACAACGAGCUCAACCGCUUCUACAUAGAUUGGGAUCUCGAAGAAAGUGCAAACGCCCAUCCUAUGGAUGCCGGCGGAGAGAAUCGCCUCACCCGCCGUCGCCAUAGUCUUUGA